GCUGCUGUCAAAACAAAGCCUGCGAUGUAAACGUAAACAAACGUGAGUGCGAAAGAAGCGUUGUACAAGUUCAAAAAUUUUGUAACUAAUUUUUAGUAGUUAAAACUUCAUAAAAUGGCCCAAGCUACCGUGUCAAAUCAGUCUACAUUGUUACCUCUUGAACUGGUGGACAAGUGCAUCGGUUCGCGGAUACACAUCAUCAUGAAGAACGACAAGGAAAUCGUCGGAACGCUGUUGGGAUUCGAUGAUUUCGUGAAUAUGCUGCUGGAGGAUGUGACCGAGUACGAAAACACUUCCGAGGGUAGGCGAAUCACCAAGCUGGACCAGAUUUUGCUGAACGGGAACAACAUAACCAUGCUUGUUCCUGGAGGUGAUCUACCGGAGGCAAACUAAAAGCCUAAAAGGCUAACAGCUUCAAGACCCAUCUUGUUUCGAAUUAUACCGGUAACUAAUGAAGGUAUGACAUAUUAUUUAAGAAAA
Molecule: messenger RNA, 480 nt
Organism: Aedes albopictus (Asian tiger mosquito)
Lineage: Eukaryota; Metazoa; Arthropoda; Insecta; Diptera; Culicidae
Product: U6 snRNA-associated Sm-like protein LSm5
Exons: 3
Coding region: 115-393 (92 amino acids)
Biological process (GO): mRNA splicing, via spliceosome
Cellular component (GO): U4/U6 x U5 tri-snRNP complex; Lsm1-7-Pat1 complex; U6 snRNP
Molecular function (GO): RNA binding
Source: RefSeq, a predicted model, not a curated record